This is a messenger RNA of Penicillium macrosclerotiorum, 1692 nucleotides long. RefSeq lists its product as uncharacterized. Lineage: Eukaryota; Fungi; Ascomycota; Eurotiomycetes; Eurotiales; Aspergillaceae. The coding region runs from base 1 to 1692 and encodes 563 amino acids. The record is from RefSeq and is a predicted model, not a curated record. The transcript has 3 exons.
AUGGGAGGAAAACCGUGGAAGAGUAAGGGUGCGCAGCUUGUAAAAGGCGCAGGGUCAAAGUCAGUAAUGUCGGACUCGAGGGACGUCAAUAUUGACCCUCUUGCUGAUAAAUGGACUGGAUUGCAGUGCGACCUUCAGAGGCCGAGAUGUGCACAUUGUGUUAAACGUAACAUUAUCUGUCCGGGAUAUCCCGACAAUGACUUGGUUGUUUUCGCCCAUUACGCUGAUACUCAGCAUCCAAGGAAGGUGGCGAUGGGCAGAAGCACCGAGAUUGAACCGGCCAAUCGGGCCCAGAAAUUACCGCAUAAUAUGCAGGCGUAUUCGCAAAUACGGAUACAGCUCUACGCGUCAUUCUUGGAUUCUUACUAUCCCAUGCGUCUAGAUAUCAAUGCCAUUCAGGAGGUCGACCUGUGGUUCCAACUGGUGUCCAGGUUCAUCACUCUCCCUUCUAAGAGCAAGAUGCUAGAGACUGCGUUUUCCGCGAUAUCUUGUUUCUAUUUUGGUUCCACGAAUAAAGACGAUCAACUAUUGCAGAAGGGUAUGCAAUUAUACAACACUGCGAUUCGUUGCAUGUCAAACCGAGUGUGCCAGUCUGCUGUUACCGAGGACAUGGUAUAUACCAGUGUCAUUUUCAAAGCAAUUGAGACAUUCCAUUGCCCCAGUGGCCGUGAAGCGAUCGCGGCUCAUAUGGAAGGUCAUAAUCUAAUACUCAAGAACUUUGAUGACACAAAGGCAAAUUCCGGUAUGAAGUGUGUCUAUAAGCUUCAGAAACAAGGCCUGAUGUAUGCCCCAUUACUGUUCAAAGGAUCCGGAUACGAUUUCGACUACUUGAAGAAACACAAUGAUGAUGCCGCUUUUGAUGAGCUUUUCGAGGUCUACGUCGAAAUUACAACCCUUCUUGCUACCGCCGAUUACAUCGAUUCAUCUGGAAAAAGUGACAGAGCCUUGUGUGAAAAUCUGGUUCGACGAUGCCGCAUGCAUAGAGCGAAGACUCUAGAAUGGUAUUCUCGGAAUCUGGAUAGUAUCGGUGGUCCGCCCAUUUGCUAUCCUACCGGAAAAUUGAAAAACAUGGGCCGUCCAUUGCCAUCCUCGGAUGAAGUUUUCAGCCAUUUUUACACCUUUCAGUCACUUCGACAUGCAGAGCUGCAUGUAUUUUUCUGGAAAGCGAUGGUUCUUCUCCAGAUAAUGAUUUAUCAUUCUCAAAUCCGUGUACUACGACAUGCUCGAGAUAACGUCCCGAAUGACUUCUUUAACAAAUCCCCAACCGAUUUCGAAGCUUAUAGCGAACUCAAGAUGUCAGAAACAUACGCAGAUAACAUCUGCCGCGCCAUACCAUACUGGCUACAAAACAGGCUAGGCUCAUAUGGGGUGCUCAAGAUCACAGUCAAUCUUUGGCCUGUUCUCAAGCCCUAUACACAUCUGAGAAGCUGGAAGAAAUUUCGCUGGGUCCAACAUAUCUGUAAAAUCGUCGAAAGUGGGGGUAAUGACCUAGCUACAUGUAUCAGUCAGGUUUGGUGGAAGUACUGGCUCCUAUGCCAGGACCCAAAAUGUAAUUUUCAUGCCAGCUUGUUAUUAAGGGAGGAUUACGGGGAACGAUUAAAUGUCUCUAUGGAAGGAGAUACGUUGAAGGUGAUUCAUAUGACCAAGGAUGGAGAAUUGGCGCCUGUGCCAGAGAGCUUGAAAAUAUGUUAA